Molecule: messenger RNA, 714 nt
Organism: Salvia splendens (bonfire salvia)
Lineage: Eukaryota; Viridiplantae; Streptophyta; Magnoliopsida; Lamiales; Lamiaceae
Product: B3 domain-containing protein At3g25182
Exons: 1
Coding region: 1-714 (237 amino acids)
Molecular function (GO): DNA binding
Source: RefSeq, a predicted model, not a curated record
AUGGAGAAGAGAGACAUAACCAUGGAUGAUAUGAAAGACAUGCUUCACAUGAAGGUUGAUUUCCUUGGCGCCCUAUGCGCCGUCGUCGGACGAGCAAAGGAGAUACACGAAAACGAGGCAUUGCCGGAAACUCAACCCCUUGUCGACCACAAGGCCAAAACCCUCAAGCGGCGUAGAGACGAAUCCGUCCCAAAGCCAAAGCCAAAAAGGCGGAAGAGAAGGCCACCCCUUCCCCUCCUUGCAGGAAAUCCGCCGCUCCCGGAGGAAUUCCAGGCCGCGAUCGAGGAGAUGGCCCUAGUAAAAAACGGCGCCGCGACGGAGGCCAAACUGGUGAUACAGAAGAAGCUCUACCAUACCGACCUGAGCAGCGGCCACAACCGCCUCUCGAUCCCGUUCAACGACAUCGAAAACGAUUUUCUCACGGAGGAGGAAAAGCAGUAUCUCCUCGGCCAAGAUGAGAAAAAGAAGAAGCUGUUUUUUGAGGUUAAGAUCGUGCAGCCGUCGCUGGAGGUGGACACGGUGAAGCUUUGCCGGUGGGAUAUGCCGAAGAAGAGUGGGAAGACGUCGUCGACCUACGUUAUUCGAGGGAGUUGGAAUGCGAUUGUGAAGAGCAAUAAACUCCGGUUCAACAGGACGGUGCAGCUGUGGGGUUUUCGGGUUGAUCGGGAGCUGUGCUUCGCGCUCGUGAAGGUGCCGAGGAAUCGUGCCGCUUGA